Molecule: messenger RNA, 1378 nt
Organism: Microdochium trichocladiopsis
Lineage: Eukaryota; Fungi; Ascomycota; Sordariomycetes; Xylariales; Microdochiaceae
Exons: 2
Coding region: 221-1015 (264 amino acids)
Source: RefSeq, a predicted model, not a curated record
GCCAAAUGUACCCGGCCGCGGUCCUCCAAGGCUCUCUUAAGCUCACGGGUCUGACAACAUACUUUGCAUAUCCCAACCUGUUUGCAGUGUUGGUAGACCACACAAACACACAUAAGACGAGCUUACCUACACGGAAUCAAGGCAUCCUUUUGCUUCGUUCACCUUGUAACUUCACCAGGUCAACUCCUCUCUUGCUGCAGGACAGUCACUACAGCUCAAGAUGGCCACACCUCCCACAGAUAUGUCUGGCAAGGGCCUAUUGUACGUGCACUCGCGCAUCACCAGCGACUUGCUCGACGAACCGACUCUGCUGAAGUGGUACGACGAGGACCACAUCCCCGAGAUCCUGGCCACGAGCGGCAUCACGUCGGCGAUCCGCUUCAUCGACGAGGCCGCCCGCGCGAAACCCAAGGAGGACCGGGCCAGGCCGUACCUACACGUGUACCCGCUGCAGGACCUUGGCUUCUUGCUGACCCCCGAGUUCGCCAAGAUUGCCGUCACCAGCGAGAUGCUGCCCGGGUCGAAGCUCGUCUAUGACCUGGUCGACUUUGACGUGCGGUACUACAGCCUCGUGCAGGUGUUUGACCCGACCAACAAGGGGCCUGGGCACACGAGGAGCGUCUUCCUUGUGCACUUUGCCCUCAAGGAAGGGUACCCGAGCGAAGAUCUGAACAACUGGUACCGCGACGAGCACCUGCCCCAGCUGGCCGCGGCCCCAGGUUACCUGCGGUCGACUCGUUACAAGCUCGUCUGGGGCCGCAACAGCGAGACGUCUCGGGCCUUCAAGGGCCUGGCGGGCAGCAACGACACAGCGCCAGGGCCGGCGCGGCUGCCCGAGUGGUUUGCGCUGCACGAGUUUGAGACGGGCGAGGUGGACGUGCCCGAGCUGCAGCGGCUGACGACGACGGAGUGGACAAAGAAGAUCUUUGCCAACUGCGAUGACUAUGUGCUUGGCACUGCGGCGCUCAACAAGGCGCACGGCGACCAGAAGAUCUUCAAUGGCGAGAAGAUCUGACGCGGGAGGUGCCGUACGGCAGCUGCAGGCUGUAGGUACUAUGUAGUGGCAAGAUCGAGAAAUUGACACCUAGGCGAGGGCUUGCCCACAGAGGCCCGGUCCCGAGACGGGUGCCGAGAGUACGAGUACAUGGUGUGUUUUGUAGAGUGGUUGUGCCAGGGAGAGGCAUGGGUGCUCGUAAGGCUCACCCUGAAUGCACGAGUUGUUAAUUGUGGCAGUGUGCCGGUCUGUGCGGGGAUGACAUGACAGACAGCUCGGGUGCUCCUCUUGGUAGGAUCGUGGAACGAACCAGCCUGAUGCUGGCCCGACGGGCCAAGAUGGAGCCCGAGGAUCCUGGAACGACAAAAGUCCACAAAGGUACGC